This is a messenger RNA of Ruditapes philippinarum (Manila clam), 5063 nucleotides long. RefSeq lists its product as uncharacterized. Bases 1 to 1686 code for a protein of 561 amino acids. Lineage: Eukaryota; Metazoa; Mollusca; Bivalvia; Venerida; Veneridae. The record is from RefSeq and is a predicted model, not a curated record. The transcript has 17 exons.
AUGAGGAAGAUUCGUAGACCUUCAUUUGGCCUGAGUGGUUCAUCUGCUGCAGUCAGUUUGAAGAGCGGAAAGAGCGGGAAAACACAGAAAAGUGAGGACAAGAAAAGCAAAGUAUCGGAGAAGAAAGCUGUUUCACCUGAAAAGAAGGAAGAGUUUGUUGUUGGUAAAGUUCAAAAUAAAAAGGAGCUGGAGGAACUCUAUAGUCAGCCUGUACAUGCUCCAGAACCUAAAGAAUCUAUUCCUGACAAAUCAAUAGUUAAAGACAAGAAAGAAAAAUUGGUCACAAAAGAAAAAUCUGUUGUAAAGAAGUCAGCCCAAUCCCAACAGUCUAAAUUAUCCAUGGCCAGCAAGGAAAAAUCUGAAGUUAAAGCAUCAGGCGUGGAUCAUACGAAAGAGAACUCAAAGAUUUAUGGCAUGCCACCAAAUGUUCCAGUAUCACCACGUAAGCCAAAGGAGAAGAAAGCCACAAAGGCUCCUGUGGCUAAGAAGAAACCUGAGAAAGGUGCAAAGAAGGGUAAAGGUAAAGCUAAAAAGAAAGAGGAACCAGCUCCUGAGCCGGAAACCGCUGUGGAAGCCGAAUCACCGAUCAAAGAAAAGACGCCGGAACCAGUGAAAGAGAAAACACCCAAAUCACAAACACCAGUGUCAGAAAGGGUGGAAUCGCCAAAAUCAUCAAAAUCGUCAACUAUUUCAGGAUCAGACUAUUACGAGACGGAAUCUGCAAAACAAGAGUCUGAUGACGACGAGGAGUAUAUUAUUGUUCGUGACGAGACGAUGUCACCGGAAGUGGAGCAACCGGACGUUCAUUUGAAUAUGACAACGUCAGCUGAGGAGGAGGAGCCUGAUGAAGAGCAGAUAACAGCAGAAGAUCUCGAAGAUAUGGCAGCAAACAAGGAAGGAGAGUCUAGUGAAGCUGAUAAAUUAAGGAUGAUAUCAAAUAGAGAGGCUCGUGCUGCAAAACGUGCUGCAGCUGCCGAAAAACGACGACAGGAAGUGGAAAGAAAACGUAGAGAAAGAGAGGAACAAAUUAAGAGAGAGAAAGAAGAACACGAACGACAAGAAGUAUUGCGACAAGAGCAAGAAGAGCUGAGGAAAAGGAAAGAAGAAGAAAGAAGAUUAAAGAAGCAAAAGGAGGAGGAAGAAAAUGAGGAACAAAUGAAAGAAGAAUUAGAAAAGCAGAGAAGAGAGAAAGCUGAGGCAGAGAAGGAGCGAAGACGAAAAGAAGAUUAUGCAAAGAAAUUGGAGAUGAUGAAAGCAAAACAAGCCGAGGAAGAAAAGCGAAGACAGGAGGAAGCAGAAAGGAAAAGACUAGAAGAGGAGGAACGUCGUAAGGAAGAAGAAGAAAUGAUGGCAAAAAUGGCAGAAGAAGAACGACUUGAAUAUGAGAGAAAGAAGAAACUUGAAGAGGAAGAAAGGAUAAGGAAAGAAGAAGAGGAAAAGAAGCGGAGGGAAGAAGAGGCACAACGUGCCUUGGAGGAGGCGCGACGUCUUGCGGAGGAAAUGGCGCGCAAACAAGCAGAAUUGGAGGCCCGUCUCAGGUUCAACAGAUCGCUGCAGAUGGAGGCGAAUGGCCUUGAACAUACUCAAGAUAUUACAAAAGCCUUUGUGUUUUCAUAUUUUGAAUUAUUGCAAUGGCUUGGUUUGGAUAUACCAGAGUUCGAGCUUCUUAAACUGAACCAGUAUUAAUGAAGUUUGAAAUUAAAUUAGAAAAAAAUAACCAUUUGAUUUUGGUUUUUAUAGGUGUUCAUGACGUGAAAUGACACAAACAUGCUGCUUGUGACAAUUUAUGAGACAGUUUAUUUUAUUAUAAAUUUUUGACAAUACUUGAUCAUUUGACUGCGUUUAGUUUACUCAUAUAUUUUGUUGUUGUUUUCUCGUUUUAUGUAAACUUAUUUUAAUAUACUUUUCAUUUCACUAAACGCAGUCGCACAAAAACGUUGUGUUCUUGAAUUGGAAUCUUAUUUUCUACAGAUUCGAGCGGGGAAAGUUACUUUUUUUUCAAUAGCAUUUCUAAGUGAAUAUUAAUACGGUAUAUUAUCUUUUUGUUCAAGUGCAAGGUUAGCAUUUUGUAAGUCUGCGGACCAACAGAGUAUUACAUUUCUGGAGUUAUUUGCUCAAAAAAAAUAGUUUACUACUCAUGUGUAAUGUGGUAAAAACAUAGUGUGCUUAGUUGCAUUUAAAUUGCUGUAUUAUUUUUUGUAAAAAUUAUAUAGUUAGUACAUCAUAUUAACAAAUUAACUUUGUGCAAGUUAUAAAUGAAGAGCAUAUACAUGUGUACUAGUAGCGAUAAAUGAGUAUGUUGAAAUUAGUAUCUUAUAUAAAGAAGGUCAUGUAGAUAAUAUUUUGUGUGAAUAAGUAAUUAUUUUGUAUGAAUAUAUAAACUGUUUUAUAUAGUAAAUUUAGCAAAAUUUUACAACUUACAAAUGAACAUAUAAAUUGUAUACUAGUUGGUGUAAAUGUUGUUUUUUAGAAGUUAGUGUAACAAUAUUAUUUAGAUAAUUGAUUGUGAUAUAUUGUGUGUGAUUUAGACUGGAUGUGUAAGACAAUUUUUCCAUGUAUGCCAAAUGUAUGUACCAAACGUUGGAAGACAAAGGAUCAUUAUUUAUCCCAAUGUGUCAGUAUAAUUAUGCAGAAAUAGUUCUUUUAAGGACAUUUAAUGAUCAAAGCAGUUAAUAACAUAAUAUUUUGCUUAAACCAUACGCGUUAUCACUUGGAUCAAAAAAGUUAACCUAAUUUAUGUUCUUUUCUAAAUUAUAUUUUGAUUUAAGUUCAAGCUCAGACUACCAAUGUUUCAGCAUGACUAGGCGAUAUCCUAAAUUGGUCAAUAUUCUAAAAUAAUUGUGUUGAGCAACCUCUGCUUUUUUGGAAAUAAAGAUAGAUCAGGAUAUGUUAAUAAGACCAGAAUACAUAAUAAGGAAUAAAUGCAUGGCUUUAAAAAGAAUAUAGAUAAUAAUGCAAGAAGUGAAAAUUGUAGCCUUUUAAAUGUUGAAUGUUUGAGAAUAAAUUGAUAAAGGAUAUUUUGAUUUGUGUAAAUGUUGUAAGUUUUUUUUUUAUUGUUUUUUUCUAAAAUGUUGCAUUUAUGCAUUCAUGUACCAGAUCGAAAUUGCAUUUAUUAUUGUAUAUAACAGAGUUUGCAUUUUGUAUUAUUCUACUUGCGUAAUUGUUGUUUUUUUUAUUAUUAUUUUUUUCUUGAUAUAUAUUUAUAUGUAUAUUUACAAAAACAUAUGCUUUAUUUUAGAUGUUUUAUAAACAGUUCAGUUUGCAUUAAUAUUUUUAAAGAUAUCUUAAAAGUUUAAUUUUUUCUUAAUGUAGCUAUGGGCCUGCUUAUAUUAUUAGAUCUGACUAUAGUAAUGUUUUUAAUCAAAACUGAAUUCACAUUUAAAAAUUGAAUUUUAACAAAAGAAAAUUCCUUUUAAAUAUUAUCUUUUUAUGUACUUAUGUACUUCAUUUUUUAUAGUUAAUACUUAGCGGUUUGAAUGUUUUCAGUUUCAAAAUAGUGAAUUGUGCUCAUUUUAAAUCCAUAUUGGCUGUAUGGAUCACACUAAUAAAGGGUACCUUUCUAGUCCUUCAAUGUUACACGUUUACAGAAAAAAACAUAUUCUUUCAAUGUUGGAUGUUUACAAAAAAAAGCAUAAUGUUUCGUGUUUAUUGUUGUUACUGUUGUUUUUAUUUUGCUUUCUUGCCAUUUAGUGGUUAAUAUCAUCUUUGCAGUUAAAGUGUAUAUAAGUCAAACCAUGAACACUUGUGGUACUUUUGGUCAUUAUUUGCAGACCAAUUUAAUGACAGUUUUAAGUACAUAGCAAAUGUUGCCAAUAUAUGAUGGGCUUUUUUUAAGGCAGGAAUAGAUUUGAAUACAUAGAAAAUGUGUCCAAAUAAACAAAGGGCUGGUUUGUGAGGCAGGGUUUAUUCAAAAUAUUUUCUAUCAACUUGUCUCUUUAACACAGGUUUGACUAAAUAACUUUUGCUGUUUUGUUUAGAAAGUAAACUUUUAAUGUUUUAUUUGUCGUCAAAGUUGUUGUUUUUUAUUUUUAUCUAUUUAUUUAUUGAGGAAUUUCUUCAUAAAAAGUGCAUUGCCUGUAAUUGAAACUGGUUUUAUGUACAAUUUUUACUGGCAUUUUAAAUAAUUAUCUAACCCAAUUGGUAUAUGGUCAUUCUGUAGAAACACGCGUUUGAUGCAUUUUGAUAGCUCUAUUUUAUGAUAAUAUUGAAUAUACGAGUACGUAUUAUGCGCCGCAUCAGCGUCUUUGGAUUCUUUCACGUAAGAAAGCUAUUCUAGCUACUUUACGGAAAGUCAGUGUUUCUACUCCGGUGCAUGUUUGUGCCUAAAAUAAUGCAUAAAAAUGGCACCUGAGGUCUUCCUUCACCACUAAAGCUUGAAAGUCGCCUGUUGAGUUGACAUAAAAUUCAACCCAAAAAAAAUACAUGUAUAUUGUAGUUUUUUAAACAUUAUAAACUUCGUUACAAAAUGCAUGGAUUGUGGUGGGUUGUGAUAAAGAUCUGUGCAUUACAGUUUAUAUUUUAUUCUUAUUUACAUUUUUAAAGUGAAAGUAAAAGGUUGUGUCUUUGAUCUUUUGGUGUCCGAUUAACUUUUUUCUUCCGAUUAAUUAUUGAUGCCUUUAUUUUAUUUCUGUGUAAAUAUAUAUUUCUGUUCUCUGUUACUUUCGUUAAUUUUUAUUCUGAGCCAGUAACAUAAUAAUUUUUAUUUGUAGACGAAAUUAUUUUUUCGCUGUAGACAAAAUUAUUUUCUCAGAAGACGAAAUUAUUUUCUCAUUAGACGAAAUUAUUUUCUCAGAAGACGAACUUAUUUUCCCUGUAGACGAAAUUAUUUUCCCUGUAGACGAAAUUAUUUUCUCAGAAGACGAAAUUAUUUUCUCCGUAGACGAAAUGAUUUUCUCAGAAGACGAUUUUUUUUAUUGUUAAAAACUAUUUUAUGUGUUGAUGAUAUCCAUUAUUGCAUUUCAAGUUGUAUUUUCAGUCUGUGAUAGUUUACUAUAUAUUAUAAUAUAUUGAUAUUUUUUAUAAAUCUAUCGUCUUUGUAACGAAAUAAAAUAAACAUAAAAUCU